Striga asiatica is the source of this 1005-nucleotide messenger RNA. Lineage: Eukaryota; Viridiplantae; Streptophyta; Magnoliopsida; Lamiales; Orobanchaceae. The record is from the annotation of a GenBank genome assembly.
AUGCCAAAGAGGAGAAUAAUAAUGGAAAACAACACACGAGGCGACUUAUCGGACAUCGUUCGAGCCGCUGCUCCCGACUGGCCGUUAGCUCCGGCCGCCGCCGGCGAACCAAUCGGCUGCCCGCCGGACCAAGACUUUGGUGACCCAUUUAGCUUCACGGGCGACCCGCUUCUCCAUAACCCGGCUCCCGAACCUCCGGUUUCCGGGUUCUUUUAUGGCUCGGGUGCCGUGGAUCGGCCGCCGGGUAAUAUUUUCUCGAAGAUGCUGCAGAUUUCUCAGAGCGAUGCGAAGCUUCCAUGUGGCGUGUCGACCGGAGUUUUGAAAGCUCCGGCUCCGAUUUUGGUGUCUAAUAAUAAUAGUAGCGGUAGUAAUAAUAAUAGUCGUGGUGGUGCUUUGAUUUCUUCUCCGGUGAGUAGUGGUGUGCAGAUCUCAUCUCCGGCGAGAAAUACGGGGAUCAAGCGAAGGGGCUACUACAGAUGCAGCAGCUCGAAGGGUUGCUCGGCUCGUAAACAAGUCGAGCGUAGCCGAACAGACCCGAACAUGCUCGUCAUCACGUACACUUCCGAGCACAAUCACCCGUGGCCCACCCAACGAAACGCCCUCGCCGGGUCCACCCGCUCCCAACCCCCCUCCAAAGCCGCCGCCAAUGCCACCAAGCCCGUGGGCCCCACGCAAUCGGACCCCCCAAAGGAACCCGACGACACCUCAGCCAUCGUCGGCCCGAAACCCGACGAGACGACGCCUCCGUUGCCCGACGAGCCCGAAUUUUUCGACGAGGGGUUUCUGUCGGGGCCCGGAGCACUCGAGGACAGCUUUUUCGCGGAUUUUGGAGAAAUCGAGGCAGAGCCGCUAGACGAGCUUUUCGCGCGCGGGUUCGGAGGCCCGGGGACCGAGGAUUUGGACACGUUUGGGUUUUACGAUUGGGCGGCCGAGGACAACGGCGGUGAUGACGUGGCACCGGCGGCCGGCGGCGGUGGUGGUGGUGAUGAAUUGGGUAAUUCUUGA